Molecule: messenger RNA, 3108 nt
Organism: Penaeus monodon (black tiger shrimp)
Lineage: Eukaryota; Metazoa; Arthropoda; Malacostraca; Decapoda; Penaeidae
Product: terminal nucleotidyltransferase 4B-like
Biological process (GO): RNA 3'-end processing
Cellular component (GO): nucleolus; TRAMP complex
Molecular function (GO): mRNA binding; poly(A) RNA polymerase activity
Source: RefSeq, a predicted model, not a curated record
UCAGUUGGUUAUGGCGUGUGUGUCUCUCCGUCGCUCUCGUCCCGACGCCCAAACUAAUUGAUUAUAUGUCGAAUUUAAUGCCUGGAAGUGCCGAGCACAGUGGAUACAGGUGCAUACGGGCUGUGUGCGUGCGCGUGGCUGUCGCAAGGGUCAUAUGGAUCCCAGCAUAGGGUGGUACCAGCCGGAACAGCAGGGUCCAGCCAGGGAGCUCUGGGCCAGGAUCUGGUCCGCUCAGCAAGGCCUCGACAACAUGAACCUCAACGCCGACAACAACAACGUCUGAGGAAACGCGAGAACCGGGCCAGCACCUACGGCCUCAACCAGAACCACAAGAACCUCAUCGGGCGCUUCGGAGGAUGCCCCUGGAGGCGCCCCGAGGCCUCCUACGACCUGGUGAUAUUGACCUCGUAGUGAUUGGGAAGUGGGAUGCGUUACCUCUUCGAACGCUAGAGAAAGCUCUUUUGGACAACAAGAUCGCUGAGCCAUCCUCGCUGAAGGUCUUAGACAGAGCCUCGGUGCCAAUCGUGAAAUUAACAGACAGCGAAACUGAUGUCAAAGUGGACAUCUCUUUCAACAUGAGUAGUGGGGUGAACUCGGCACGGCUGAUUAAAGACUUCAAGAGAUUAUUCCCGCCGUUGCCCAAGCUGGUGAUGGUGCUGAAGCAGUUCCUCCUGCAGCGGGAUCUCAAUGAAGUGUUCACCGGCGGGAUUUCUUCCUACUCACUCAUCCUCAUGACGGUUAGCUUCCUGCAGCUACACCAACGGUUAGACGCAUCGCAGCCCAAUGCUAACCUUGGUGUCCUGUUAAUCGAGUUCUUUGAGCUGUAUGGUCGACACUUCAACUACUUGAAGACUGGCAUCAGAAUCAAGGAAGGAGGCGCCUAUAUCUCCAAAGAUGAGGUACAAAGAGACAUGCGUGAAGGUCACACACCAGCAGUGUUGUGUAUUGAAGAUCCCUUAAUACCAGGAAAUGACAUAGGGCGGUCUUCGUAUGGUGUGCUACAAGUUAAACAGGCAUUUGAAUAUGCAUAUAUUGUGUUGUCUCAGGCUGUGAACCCCUUAAAUAAUUUAAUCAAUGACCCUAACUCCUACUCGAUACUGGGGCGGAUCCUUCGAAUAACCGACGACGUAAUCACAUAUCGACACUGGAUCCGCAAGACUUUCCCUGUCACCCACCCCUCCCCUUCUUCAAGCAGUCAUCAUCUUACCCCCUCUCACCCUGCAACUCCGCCAACUCCACCUGUUGCAUUCCACACCCACAGCCAUCUGCAGCCUUAUCAUCUGAAGCUUCGGAACCUCAUUCCACACCCCCCUCUUCAGGCUCCUCAGUUAGUGAUGAUACGGAUUCUGAUCAGCCAGUUGAGAUGAGUGAGGGAAGCAGAGACAGCUCUCUUUCCAGUAGUAGCAGCAGUAAACAUACCUUACCAACCCCAAUUCCCUCACACCGUCUCCUGAGCUCCGUUGCACCUCUGACGACGACAGGCACCGCGGAAAACCACGGUACUGAAUCGGUAGAGGUCGUGGCAGAAAUCCAGCCGUCGCAAAGACAGACCCGCCACCAGUCCCCUGCCAACCACUCCUGGCAUCAGCAGCUGGCAGGAAACGCCGGAGGCAGCUCCACGGCACAGCCCGCGACCAAUGCUGGUAAUCAUAGCAACAGUCCGGUCAAACCAUGGCAUAAACAUAGAAGAUACUCUCAGUCUUCGCAAGGCUCGUCCACUGGCGUAGGAGAUGGCCGCACUGGCAAGAGUAACAGCGGGAGCAAGUAUAUGGGAGAUGUUGGCAGCGGGAAUGGAGGUGUGCACCAUGGCAGCAACAGCCACCAUGGUAAUGCGAGCAGUAGUGGCAAUCUGGGGGGUAGCAACCAGUCCAGAUACCACCGAACGGCCUUCAAUAAGCGCAAGAAGUCUGCUCGCCGGGACUCGGACGGCAGAGCGGAACUGAGGGAAUCUCAUCGGUGAUUGCCGGAGGAGAAUCUGACCGAUGGCAAAGUUGAUUAGGCCCCCUUGGGACUGCUUGUCAGGCAGAGGGUGCCGGUCCUCUUGUCGGUGAUUUAAACGGUGGAUUGUCAGGUGACUGUGAUGUCAGCCAUUGCCCCUCCUAGCGAGGCGCAGGCUGAGCCCUUCUUGUGUGUUUGUGUGAAUAUUCAAAACUGUCUGCGGCUCAUGAUUCUUGUGGCUAGUGGAGGGCGAGGUGUUGUGCCAAACCCAUGUGAAGGCAACCUUGCAUGUGGCAUGCUCAUUCAACAUAAAAGUGUUCCACAUUGGAAAACAUGCAGGGACUUUUUUUUCUUCCUUUAUCUGUCUCCAAAGAGUAGGAAUUAGGUGGCAGUGACACUUAUAGAGCCGAAGGUGGCAUCUUAUAAUUGGAAAGCAAAUGUAUAGGUGAUGCGUAUGCAUUUUUGUGUUCCUUCAUGUCUAGAAAAAAGAUAUAUACCAAAAAAGAAAACAAAAAGCUUUCUUAAGGGUUACUAUCAAAAGGGAAUUUGUGAUGAAAGAACUAUCAAGAUGUGUGCAAGUCAAUGUUGACAACAUCAUGUUAACUGUGAUGCAAAUGCUGUAUUGACAUGUUUUCAUUGAAGCACCUGGAUGGGCUUUUGCAACAGAAACUGAGAAUCGGUAUGAGGAGGAACUUGUGUGCCAGCACGCUCUCUGACAAUGAUGGAAGGGUAAGUGUCAUGACUCCUUCAUCUUCCACAAACCACAAGAAUUUUAGUAGACCAAUAUCUUUAGAGCUCAUUUUUAAAGAGUUUUAUUUAUAUUCUUUAAGCUCAACUUGGCUGUUUUGAUGACUAAUCCCAAAGUCAAUGAAGUCAUUUCAUAUUAAAAAAAGAAAAGUUUUAUAUGAGUUUAUCUUGAGAUUGUACAUUCAAUCUCUUUGAGUCAAAUUACUCUCUUUGAGUCAGAUUAACAGUAUGGGAAGUUUGUAUGCCUAAUGACUGCUGUUAUGGCCUGCUGUGCUUGGGAGACUUUUUGUUUUCACAACAAAUUCAAACCAAUGUUGGUCAUUUCCCCCCAGCGGAAUUGGGCAAAAAAUUGGGGUUCAUUAAACCCCUGUUGGAAGGUAUGUUCCUGGUUAAAGCUGGUGUUUAGAAUGUUAUAUAAAAGGC